Molecule: messenger RNA, 2010 nt
Organism: Penicillium pulvis
Lineage: Eukaryota; Fungi; Ascomycota; Eurotiomycetes; Eurotiales; Aspergillaceae
Exons: 4
Coding region: 1-2010 (669 amino acids)
Source: RefSeq, a predicted model, not a curated record
AUGAGUGACCCUCCAGGGCCUCCACAGUAUGCGCAUACGAAUGCUGUCAUUAAAGCGGGUAAGCUUCGCGCUCUAGAUGAACAAUCGAUGGCAAACCACCUGCAGAGAAUUCAACGCGAAUGUGACAUCUAUAAUCCCGAUAUUGAGCCGGAGCAUCCAGACGGAACUGUGUACUGCCGAUGUCCGAUUCAUAAGUACAAGGCCAGAAAGGCUGCCCGACUCCCCGUUCAGAUCAAAUGGUCAGAAGCCGUCAUGUAUCCAGGAGAGAGAUACUACCAUGACAUCGAAACAGAAAAUACUAUAAUACACAGAAGUCCAUAUCGGUAUGUAUCAAGCUACUAUUGCGCUGGCGGCAUGGGUGGCACCACUACCACAAUUAUGUACGGCGAUGCGCCAAGAAGAAAGCAAAGAUCAGAUUCAUACAACUACUCAAGGUCUCUUGAAAAGACAACCAAGCUGAAUGCGCAGUUAAAUCUAUGCGCGCAAGUUGCGAUUGACAGGAAGGAACCAAUAUCUAAUAUAUGGCAUGUUGAUGGGCCAGAACCCUCGGCGCUCAAUGAGGAUCAUGUCACUAUCUCAUCCGAAAACGGGAAAAGUAUGAAACUUUCCAGACUUUCCGGCUUGCGAAAGGCACUUUUCAUCAAAUCCCCCGAGGAAAAGGAGGCUGAGAGAAAGCAAAAGGCCUUCGCCAAGGGCGAGGAUUUGCGAAUUGAGAUCCUUAACGAAGAAAACGGACGAUGGCCAACCAAAGAGUGGCGAGACAUAGUGACGAAGUACCAAGAACAUGUCGGCAUGACGCAAAAGAUUGCCGAUCUUCGAGCUCGGUGCCCUAUCCAAUACCUGCACCUUCUUCGAGCUGGAUACUUCGAGCCUAUUCCGGUGGAAUGGGCGAAUCUCGCUUCAAACCCGCUAAAGUUUAGGAUCGAGGCAGCGGCUGGAUGGCCGGGCAUUACCCCUACCUGGAGAGGAUUUGAAGACACGGCCGAAGAACGUCUGUACUGGGUCUUGAAUUACAGGGAAGGAAGCAGUGGGCCACGAAUGAAGCCUGACCCCAUUUCUGCGAUGAAAAUGGCCCGAUCUAGGAUGGCUUCUGCCGUGAUGCCUCCCCCUGGAUAUUACUCUCCCGAUGAUGUAUGCCAUGUUCAGCACAUGUCGGACCACUAUUCAAGGCAGGUCAUGCCCACUCCAUUCAAGCCCUCUGAUGUGCCAGAGCUACCAUCAUCGGAUACAAUGAUUCUACUGGAUGUCUCUGGGUCUAUGAACUUCGAACCUAUUCGCCCAAUCUAUGAAGAGGCUCUUAUCAGAGGAUAUGAACACUCCACUCAGCCCAAAAACAAAGAUCUCGCCAAAGCCAUCAUUCGGCGCUUCACAGAUGCAAUGAUCCAUCAUGAUCAUAAUGCAACUGGUUAUCGACUCGCAACUUUCCACGAACAGGCCAAGUACAUCGGUAUACUCAAUCACGAGAACUUCGACAAAAUGUGGAAUGACGUUAGCUUUGGCGGCAUGACUCGAGUCAUGACUGGAUGGCAACUCGUCAAGGAUCUUCAUUUCCAGAAAUAUUCCGAGACAGCAUCGUAUCAUCCAGUCUACGGUUGGCAGGCUGGCCCGAAAACUCCAAAACUCAGACUGCUUCUCCUCCUUGAUGGCGAAGCAAGCGACAUGGAUGAGUUCGAACUCGACCUACUCAGUCUGUCUUGGGUUCAUGUCACGAUCUUCUUAAUUGGCGUUGAUGGAUGUCCGCAUCACCACCGGCAUGCAAAUGAGUUGCAGAGAAUCAGCGAGGUCAACCCUCAUGUCUCCUUUAUUGAUGCCCAAGGCAAUACACCCGAGCGAUUUGUCACGCACGAAUUGUUGAAAAGACACCUCGGCUACGAUAUUACCAUGUCAGAAUUCGAGGAGCUCGAGCGACCGCCUUCUUAUGAUGAGCUAGAAGGCGGGGUAUCAACUGGCGCCGGGCCAAGCUCAGAUGUAACCCCUGCCAAUGUAUCCACAGGAGAUGUGAAAGCAUGA